Molecule: messenger RNA, 3450 nt
Organism: Silurus meridionalis
Lineage: Eukaryota; Metazoa; Chordata; Actinopteri; Siluriformes; Siluridae
Product: testican-2-like
Exons: 11
Coding region: 146-1432 (428 amino acids)
Molecular function (GO): calcium ion binding; protein binding
Source: RefSeq, a predicted model, not a curated record
CACACACACACACACACACCUCUCCUGCCUGAAGACAUCAUUAUCCCUCACUGUUCAGUGAGCAGUGUGUCUCUGUGCUCUUGGACUAUAGACUGACGGAGCUCUUCAUUGCACACACACACACACACACACACACACGGGACAGAUGGCCGGUUUAAGGAGUGCAGUCCUUCUUCUUGUUCUGCUCUGCGUGUUGGUGGGAUGCUGCGGUGUUCAGGGCGCUGUGCGGGGCGGAAAAGAGUCGGACAAUACCGGCGGCAAUUUCCUAGAAGACGAGCAAUGGCUGUCUACUAUCUCCCAAUACAGCCACAAGAUAAAGCACUGGAACCGCUUCAGAGACGAAGUUGAGGAUGACUACGUCAGAACUGUGGAGGAUCCCCAGGGUUCUGAGGAAAGUGUGGACACAACCAAGGACCCAUGUCAGAAGGUGAAAUGUAGCUGGAACAAAGUGUGUGUGUCUCAGAACUACCAGAGGCCCAUGUGCAUCAACCGCAAGAAACUGGAGCACAGGAUCAGGCAGCCUGACCUGAAGCCUCUCGCAAGCAGCUGUAAACCGUGUUCCCUGUCAACCUCAAACCCCGUGUGCGGAUCUGACGGACAUAACUAUGCUUCACAGUGUAAGCUGGAGCAGCAGGCGUGUUUGAGUGGUAAAACACUAGCUGUUAAGUGUUCAGGACCUUGUCCAUGUGUUAGUGAGCCUGUUCCAAAACCUGAGACAGAAACACUUUCUGUAUCCAAACCAGAAAGCUGCACUGGUCAGGACUUGGCAGAUUUGGGGGACAGACUCAGGGAUUGGUUCCAGCUUCUUCAUGGCAAUGCUAAAAUGAACAGCUCUGGCAGACAGGGAUCAGGAACAGCUUCAGUGUUUGAGAAGAACUUGGUGGCAGGCUGCAAGGACUCUAUUGGCUGGAUGUUUUCCAAACUAGACACCAGUAAUGACCUCUACCUGGACCACUCUGAGCUGGCUGCUAUAAACCUGGAGAAAUAUGAGCUGUGUAUCAGACCAUUCUUCAACUCGUGCGACUCGUACCGCGAUGGCAAGGUGUCCACGGCUGAGUGGUGUCUCUGCUUCUGGAGGGAGAAGCCCCCCUGUCUGGCUGAGAUAGAGAGACUCCAAGUGAAGGAGGUAGCCAAAAGAAAACCAGGCAUGUUUAUCCCGAGCUGUGAUGUGGAUGGCUACUACAGGAAGCUACAGUGUGAUCAGAGCCGAGCAGAAUGCUGGUGUGUUGACCUGCAUGGCACCGAGGUUACCGGGUCACGGGUUCGUGGGAAGCCUGACUGUGAUGAGUUAGUUGGCUACUCUGGAGACUUUGGCAGUGGAGUGGGAUGGGAGGAUGAAGAAGAGAAAGAGACAGAGGAGAAUGCAGAAGAGGCUGAAGAAGAAGAGGAGCCUGAACCAGAAGAGACUGAUGAUGGAGGAUACAUCUGGUAGACAAAGUUCACCAUUAUCAAUGCACCUAUGGUCCUCAAAGCCAAUUUGUUGUCAGUCUUAAUUCAUUUAAAUAGCAUAUUGCUUGAAGGAAGCUAUUGGAAAGGCUUAAUGGGCAAUUUGUAAACAUAUUUACAAUGGAUUUCUGUUUGAUUCUUUGAAAUGCUGUUAAUUUUGCAAAACAAACAAAUCUGAUCAGGUAUACAAAGGAAAUGAUACAGUAUAUUGCAAUUUCAAAGGAACACAUACAAGCAUUGCAUCAUGUUGCCUAUGUUAGCUUAUAGUCACAUAAUGUGCUGAGUGUAAUUGUAAUUAAUCAAAUCUAAAAAGAGUGAAAGUAAAACUAGGGAACUUGCUUGCUUGUAACUGAGUAAUUUAUCAGACCAGGCUGUAGAUAAGAUUACACUCAGACUAUGACGGUUUUACAGGAACAUGGACAGGUUCUUAUUCUGAUUGCAGUAUGCUUCUCAUUUGCUUGUGUAAAUAUCUACCCAGAAAGUGGCUCAACUGUGAGGAACAACCACUAAUCUAAGGUUUAAUUAAUAUACUUAAUUCAUUCAUUAGAUUACCUCUUAAUAUUUAACAGGCUAAAACGGAGGUUCGCCUCAGUAGAUUUUCCUAAUUAUAAUGAUUUAUAUAGAAUUUUCUGUCCUCAUCAUUAAUUAUACUUAUACCUAUUUUGAGCAAAUAAUCAAAAAUAAAUACAUUUCAGAUCAGGAGUCAAACUUUUCAACUGAAACAAAAGAAUGACCACGAAGACACAAUUUUCUCAAUAUUUACACUCAAGCACAUCUUGCGGUAAUGAAGGUGUCAUAUUCUUUUUUCUUGAAUGUCUCUUUUCUUCCUUUUCUUUAAGCUCUACUAGAACCUUAGUAAACUCAAAGAUGUGUGAUUUUUCUCAUGCCUUUCACAAGAUAAAUGAGAUGCAUCGGUUGUUUUUACAGUAAUUGCAUGUCAGUAAAGAAGAAUUUACAGUUACUGUAUGAAUGUUGAAUAUUAUGGCUCGCCGUAUGACAUCUUUUUGUUCUUCAUCUCAUUGUGAGUUAUUGUGAUAGAGAGUGGCAUCAAUGCUGUCCAAACAAGAUGUCUGACUGGUGAUGUUGAAAAAAAUAAGAAUAAUUUUACUGUGAACAAUACAUUAAGUUGUGUUUAGAUUGUUAUACAUGCCUUUUAUUAUAAGGAGAUAUAAGAACUGUAUAUUGUGACAUUUUGAAGGAAACAUUCUUUGACAGAACGACCUAGAUUUUUAACCAUACAGGAAUGGUAUGCAGGAGUGCUGCGUACAUCAUAAAAACGUAAUAAAAGGACUAUAUAUAUAUUAUUAUUAUUAUUAUUAUUUAGCCUGAGAGAUUUGCUAGAAGAAUGACGUGCUCAUCACCUCUAAUCAGGCACGGCGUACCAGUUCUGAAACAGCUUCUUAAUGACACACGUUCUGUCGUGAAGAUCAGCUUAAAAUGCUGCCUUCUUUCAUGAAUCCAAGACAAGCAGAAAAAAGGACUAAGUGUACAACCAUCGCUAUACGCUGCAGUUUAUUGUUAUUAUUCUUGACCCAUUACUAUUUACGUAUGUAAAGUCAGUCAUGCCGUGCGUUACACAAAGCUGCUGGAAUUGGUUGAAUCGAUGCGCUUCAAUAUAAUGUGAGAGAAUGUUCAAGAAAUGUAGAGAUUAUGAUUAGUUAAUGCGUCACACACACAUUAGGCCAAAGCUUACAAGAGAGAGAAGAACACACACUGUAGUUCCCAGAUGCUACACUUGUUUAAUUUCGCAUUAAAUUCAGUUUGUAGUGUUUAUUGUGGUAAACUGAUUUAGUCUUAAUUAGAAGUUAAGAAAUUAAUUCCUGAAACAUUAAACAAUUUCAAAGAUUGAAAUCCCCUAGAUUUUGGACAAAAUUAUUUGAAAAAGGUCUCCUCCUUCUCUCACAUUGACUGAACUGCUACUGUGUACUCAUUGCUGCUUAGCUCAACUCGUGACAUGUUUUCUCACUGUGUUUGAUAUUUGAUAAUAAACCAGCACUAUAAUCA